Neocloeon triangulifer is the source of this 2501-nucleotide messenger RNA. Its product is annotated as cilia- and flagella-associated protein 251-like. The transcript has 9 exons. The record is from RefSeq and is a predicted model, not a curated record. Bases 1 to 1755 code for a protein of 584 amino acids. NCBI's taxonomy places the organism in Eukaryota, Metazoa, Arthropoda, Insecta, Ephemeroptera, Baetidae.
AUGCCCAUUUCCGAGCCACCAAAAAUGCAUUCCCUCGCACAUUCAAGUGUGCAUGACAGACACCAGCCACUUGACGAUGGACGUACCGUUGUGUUGAUCGUAAACGUGUACGAUGAAAAAACUGGGCUGGCCGUCACUGAUUACGACGGAACCACAUACACAAGGAAUUUGGUAGAAGACACAGCGGAACAAUCUUCUGACACCAGCGAUGACGACAACGAUGUCUUGAAUGCUCAAGAGGAGCAGCACGAGGACGAGACCGUUUCUGGUACUGACGAUGCUUUUGGUGGCGAAGGAAACCCUGAAGAGCAACCUCAAGAAAAGGAAGAAAAGCCACAAGAAGAACAGCGCAAUGAGAGCUUGUUUGGUGGUGAGGAGCAUUCUGAAGACCACGAGAUUGAAAUUCCAUUGGCUCAGGAUGCAGGUCUGGUGAACUGCAGUGAUAAGAAGAACCAAUUGCUUGUCGCCAGUGAAGACGAUGUCUUGAAUGCUCAAGAGGAGCAGCACGAGACCAGCAUUUCUGAUACUGAUGAUGCUUUUGGUGGCGAAGGAAACCCUGAAGAGCAACCUCAAGAAGAGGAAGAAAAGCCACAAAAAGAACAGUGCGAUGAGUGCUUGUUUGGUGGUGAGGAGCAUUCUGAAGACCACGAGAUUGAAAUUCCAUUGGCUCAGGAUGCAGGUCUGGUGAACUGCAGAGAUAAGAAGAACCAAUUGCUUGUCGCCAGUGAAGACGAUGUCUUGAAUGCUCAAGAGGAGCAGCACGAGGACGAGACCAUUUCUGGUACUGACGAUGCUUUUGGUGGCGAAGGAAACCCUGAAGAGCAACCUCAAGAAGAGGAAGAAAAGCCACAAAAAGAACAGCGCGAUGAGUGCUUGUUUGGUGGUGAGGAGCAUUCUGAAGACCAAGAGAUUGAAAUUCCAUUGGCUCAGGAUGCAGGUCUGGUGAACUGCAGUGAUAAGAAGAACCAAUUGCUUGUCGCCAGUGAAGACGAUGACUUGAAUGCUCAAGAGGAGCAGCACGAGACCAGCAUUUCUGAUACUGAUGAUGCUUUUGGUGGCGAAGGAAACCCUGAAGAGCAACCUCAAGAAGAGGAAGAAAAGCUACAAAAAGAACAGCGCGAUGAGUGCUUGUUUGGUGGUGAGGAGCACUCUGAAGACCAAGAGAUUGAAAUUCCAUUGGCUCAGGAUGCAGGUCUGGUGAACUGCAGUGAUAAGAAGAACCAAUUGCUUGUCGCCAGUGAAGACGAUGACUUGAAUGCUCAAGAGGAGCAGCACGAGACCAGCAUUUCUGAUACUGAUGAUACUUUUGGUGGCGAAGGAAACCCUGAAGAGCAACCUCAAGAAGAGGAAGAAAAGCCACAAAAAGAACAGCGCGAUGAGUGCUUGUUUGGUGGUGAGGAGCAUUCUGAAGACCACGAGAUUGAAAUUCCAUUUGCUCAGGAUGCAGGUCUGGUGAACUGCAGAGAGAAGAAGAACCAAUUGCUUGUCGCCAGUGAAGACGAUGUCUUGAAUGCUCAAGAGGAGCAGCACGAGGACGAGACCAUUUCUGGUACUGACGAUGCUUUUGGUGGCGAAGGAAACCCUGAAGAGCAACCUAAAGAAGAAAAGCCACAAAAAGAACAGCGCGAUGAGUGCUUGUUUGGUGGUGAGGAGCAUUCUGAAGACCAAGAGAUUGAAAUUCCAUUGGCUCAGGAUGCACGUCUGGUGAACUGCAGUGAUAAGAAGAACACGACUGUUUCAGUCAAGCACUCAUAAUAAUUAAUUGAAUCGUAUUGCCAGCUCGUCAUUUUAAUCUGUGAUUUAAAAUGUAAAUUGUCACAAUUUUAAAGCAAAGAAUUUGCUGAUACCUUUGAAAAAAAUAUUUCGCUUUUUUUAAAAUCUACCACUUUCAGCGUCUAAGAAAUUUCAGCCCUCGACUAUUUCACAAAUACGCUCAUAAUAAUUAAUUGCACCGUAUUGCCAGCUCGUGAUUUUAAUCCGUGAUUUAAAAUGUAAAUUAUCACAAUUUUAAAGCAAAGAUUUUGCUGAUACCUUUGAAAAAAAUAUUUCGCUUUUUUUUAAAUCUACCACUUUCAGCGGCUAAGAAAUAUCAGCCCUCGACUGUUUCAGUCAAGCACUCAUAAUAAUUAAUUGCAACGUAUUGCCAGCUCGUGAUUUUAAUCUGUGAUUUAAAAUGUAAAUUUUCACAAUUUUAAAGCAAAGAUUUUGCUGAUACCUUUGGAAAAAAUAUUUCGCUUUUUUUUAAAUCUACCACUUUCAGCGGCUAAGAAAUAUCAGCCCUCGACUGUUUCAGUCAAGCACUCAUAAUAAUUAAUUGCAACGUAUUGCCAGCUCGUGAUUUUAAUCUGUGAUUUAAAAUGUAAAUUGUCAAAAAUUUCAAGCAAAGAUUUUACUGAUACCUUUGAAAAAAAUAUUUCGCUUUUUUUUAAAUCUACCACUUUCAGCGUCUAAGAAAUAUCAGCCCACGACUGUUUCAGUCAAACACUCAUAAUAAUUAAUUG